UUCUGGGUGAGAGUCAGAAUGGCGGGUGUACCUAAAUAAAAUUAAAUGAAAACCAUACCAUAUUUUUGUACCUAAUUUGUACUAUUUAGUACCUCCUUUAAAAAAAAUUGUACCUCACGGUACUUAAAGUUAUCACCAAAACACAGUACAUCCGCCAUCCUGACAGUCAGAAUGGCGUUAUUGAUAUAAAAGCCAAAUUUUUAUACCUUCAUAUUCAAUUAUAAUAUGAGCCAUUUUAUUUGUGGUUUCCAAGUUUUACUCAUUUAUAUUUUGCUUGCUAUUACACUUUUGCAGAUGUUAUAAUUUUUCAAGUUAGGGGUCAUCCAUUAAUUACGUCACACGAUUUUCGAGGUUUUUUGACCCCUCCCCCCUCUUUGUCACACUUGGUCACGUUUGGUAAACCCCUCCCCCCCUGGUGUGCCGUCCAAUUUUGGGCAAUUUUGUUUUCAACGAAAUCGGCAAUUCGUAUUAGGUAAUAUUAAUAUAUUAUCAAAAUAUUUUUUAUAAAAGAAAUAUUAGUAAUUUUAUAACACAAAACCGAUUAAGAAAGAGAAUUAAAUGAAUAAAAACUGUUAUCGUUCCAAAAACUCGGCAUUUAACUGUACAGCGAAUUAAUAAAAUUGAAUAAAUGUUCGGUUACUGAUGAAGUUAAUGUGACGUCACAAAGUAUGUGACUCCCCCCCUCACCCUUGUCACAACAUGUCACAUUUUCUUUACCCCCUCCCUCCCCCUAAACGUGUGGUGUAAUUAAUGGAUCUCAUCGAUCUCAUUUUUAAGAAGAAACGCUAAGGUACAAUUAUUUUUAUUACGCCAGGAAUUAGUACCUUUAAUUUGUUAAACUUGGAAACCACAAAUGAACUGACUCAUAAUAUGAUUGAAUAUGGAGGUACAUAAAAGGUACAAAAAUUUGGCUUUUAUGGAAUUUAUCAAUAACCACGGGAACAUAGCGUAAUGAAGUACACCCGCCAUUCUGACUGCCAGGAUGGCGGGUGUACUGGGGGCCUACCGCGAAAAUCGAAGUUCGCAAAUUGCGGGGAUCUUUCUCUUUUACUCUCACUAAGACGUAAUUAGGGUGAUAGAGAAAAUGCCCGCAAUUGACGAAUUUCGAUUUUCGCGGUUAUAACCCUGUUUUUUGAUGAUAACUUUAUGUACCGUGAGGUACAAUUUUUUUUAAUGGAGGUACUAAACAGUACAAAUUAGGUACAAAAAUAUGGUAUGCUUUUUAUUUAGGUACACCCGCCAUUCUGACUCUCACUGUUAACCUGUUAACCAAAGAUUAGUAUAAUAUAUAGGACAGCUAUAAUCUUGGAGGUUGGAGGAUUUAAAACCUCCUAGGCUAUAACCGUGAAUAUCGAAGUUCGAUGUGGGCAUUUUUCUCUGUCACUCUCAUUACGUCUUAGUAAGUAAGAGUAAAAGAGAAAGAUCUCCUUGAGCAUUUUAGUUUUCGCGGUCGGCCCCGUGAACGGAUAUAUUGUUUCAGCUACAAUUAAAAACGCCUGCUUCAAAGUUAUUAAAAAGCCGUUAUGAUGAACGGGUACGUGCAUUGCGGUAUGGUAUGUAUUAUCUGUACACACUUUAGCUUCUAAAACCGGGAAUUUCAAGUGUCUUGAAGCACAUGAGUAAUUAUUUUUGUUUAAUCAAAUAAUUAAUAAAAGAUAAUAUGUCACAUGGUUAUAUUCACGAAUAUUAUUAUCAACAUUGUAAUAAGUAGUGCUCAAAGUAAAUAAACUGUUUUGGGUGUGACAGUACUUGACAGAUAACCUAUUACGACCACAGUUUGGCCGCAAUUAUAAGACUUAACAUUGGAUAUUAUUGAAAAUAAGCAAUGCAACUUCAAGCUAGUGCGUUGCUUGAUAAGCUGAAGCAUUGCCAAAAGGCAUUAUCGUUUAGUGAGUUGCAGUUAACGACAUCUCAAAAGGUUGUAUUAUGGAGCCUAGGAGUAGUAGGCACAAGUGCUGUAGUUGUCGGGAUAUUGUCUCGGUACUUAGCAAGAAGGAGAGCCAAGCCCAUUCUGAACCCCCGGAUACAAAGGGCAAUAAACAAGAGAAUCUCUCGGAUGAGGAGUCCCAGUGGAGGAAUGGGAUCAGUUGCAAGUAGUGGAGGCCGUAGCAGUCCACUGGGUUUCAGUGAGCGACUCUCAUUAGCUUCAGGUUCUAUUGGAUCAGGAGGAGGAGAUGCCGCCCCACUUUCACCACAACAGCUUGGUGUUAUGGGUAUGGAGGCCUUGGAGACGAGUAUUAACUACUGGGAGGACGCGCUGGCGGCGUUCUCGCUGGGCGCUCGCGGCGGCGUGUCGGGCACGCUGGCGCUCACCUCGCCGGAGGAAGCGGAGUUUUGCCGAGAGAUCCAGGACCUGUUGCAAAACGCGUACUUAUUACAAGAGCGGUGCGAACUACUGUUCCUCGACCAACGCUCCGUCCUAUUCCGGUCGGAAAGCGGCGGCGGUGGUGGCGACGCGGGCUCGGGCGGCGCGGGGCGGCGCUCGCGGCUCCUGUCCACGCACACCGGCUCCUCGCACACGCGCCGUGAGCACCACUCCAGCGCAGAGUCCUUCGCGUCCGCGGAAGACCAGGUAGCGGAUUUAAGAGAAUUCGACGACCUGAAAGAUGACCUGCCAGAAGUAGAAAAUUUAGAAUUAUAUCAAUUAGGUGUGAAACAGUUAGAAAUCGGCAUUCCUUAUAGAACAUUGCGCACCGACGUGGUGCAAUGCGCCUCUGACUCGGAGUUCCUGUGCAAGCUGCACGCGCUGCGGUUGGCGCUGGCGGCCGUGUUCCGCGUGCCCGCCAACUGGGCGUGGUUCGUGGACGCCGGCCGCCAGGUGCUCACCGACCUGCUGCUCUACGCCGACAAGGAACCCAAAGAGUUUCUUGUUGCAUAUGAAGAAAUGGUUACGUGGACAUCAGAUCCUGCGAACUGGACCACAAUUGAAAGCGAACUUUCCAGUAAAGGAGUUAAGGUGCUGUCCUUCUACGACGUGGUGCUAGACUACAUCCUACUAGACGCUUUCGAAGACCUGGAGUCGCCGCCCUCGUCCGUACUGGCCGUCGUACGCAACCGGUGGCUUUCAGACGGAUUCAAAGAGAGCGCGCUAACGACGGCAGUGUGGUCAGUGAUCAAGGCGAAGCGGCGCUACCUGCAGUUCCCGGACGGGUUCAUGGCGCACUUCUACUCCAUCUCCGAGCACCUGCUGCCCGUGCUCGUGUGGGGCUUCCUCGGCCCGCACGAGCGGCUCAAGGAAGUGUGCCGCGCCUUCCAGGCGGAGAUCGUAGGUUUCAUCGCGGACCUGUUCAGCUUCCAGCGCUCGCGCUACACCGCCGUGGAGGAGCUGGCGGCCGACGUCAUGCGCCACGCGCGCCUGCGCGCCGCCGCCCUCACCGACACGCUGGCCGACCGCGGCUGAGCGCGUCGCCCUCACCGACACGCUGGCCGACCGCGGCUGAGCGCGUCGCCCUCACCGACACGCUGGCCGACCGCGGCUGAGCGCGUCGCCCUCACCGACACGCUGGCCGACCGCGGCUGAGCGCGUCGCCCUCACCGACACGCUGGCCGACCGCGGCUGAGCGCGUCGCCCUCACCGACACGCUGGCCGACCGCGGCUGAGGGCGCCGCCCUCACCGACACGCUGGCCGACCGCGGCUGAGCGCGUCGCCCUCACCGACAGGCUGGCCG
Messenger RNA from Cydia pomonella (codling moth), 3669 nucleotides. It is a transcript of the gene Miga, whose product is annotated as mitoguardin. NCBI's taxonomy places the organism in Eukaryota, Metazoa, Arthropoda, Insecta, Lepidoptera, Tortricidae. The record is from RefSeq and is a predicted model, not a curated record. Gene Ontology annotation, biological process: mitochondrial fusion. The transcript has 11 exons. Bases 1826 to 3400 code for a protein of 524 amino acids.